Andrographis paniculata is the source of this 2114-nucleotide messenger RNA. RefSeq names its product very-long-chain aldehyde decarbonylase CER1-like. Gene Ontology annotation, molecular function: oxidoreductase activity; iron ion binding. Bases 80 to 1966 code for a protein of 628 amino acids. The transcript has 10 exons. Lineage: Eukaryota; Viridiplantae; Streptophyta; Magnoliopsida; Lamiales; Acanthaceae. The record is from RefSeq and is a predicted model, not a curated record. Gene Ontology annotation, biological process: lipid biosynthetic process.
GUGUGUAUAUACCCAAUGGAAGCAUACCAAGGUGACAAUUUAUACAAGAAGUUUGUGAAGAUUUCAAAGAAAUACAAAAAUGGCUUCCAAACCAGGGUUUCUAACUGACUGGCCAUGGACAUGUCUUGGCACCUACAAGUACGCGCUUUUGGCUCCUUUUGCAAUACACGCGACGUAUUCAUACAUGACCAAGGGCGAGGGCGAAAGGGAUCUUUCCAAGUUUCUUAUACUUCCCCUUUUAAUAUGGAGAAUGGUGCACAACCAACUAUGGAUUUCUUUCUCCCGAUAUCGCACGGCGCAAGGAGCCAACCGUAUAGUUGACAAGAGCAUCGAAUUCGACCAAGUUGAUAGGGAGAGAAAUUGGGAUGACCAAAUAAUAUUUAACGGAUUAUUUUUCUACAUAGCGCAAAAUUACAUCAAGAGGGCUCAAGAUUUGCCGUUGUGGCGGAUGGAUGGGGCAAUCUUGAUUGCUUUGCUCCAUGCCGGGCCGGUCGAGUUUUUAUACUAUUGGUUGCACCGCGCGUUGCACCACCACUUUCUCUACUCGCGCUACCACUCCCACCACCACUCCUCCAUCGUCACCGAACCCAUCACUUCUGUGAUCCAUCCAUUCGGCGAGAUCUUAGCAUACUACGCGCUGUUUAUAAUCCCCAUUUUUACAACGAUAUGGAAUGGGACAGCUUCAAUUCUUUCGAUCUUUGGCUACGCCACUUACAUCGACUUCAUGAAUAACAUGGGACAUUGCAACUUCGAACACAUCCCCAAAUGGAUCUUCUCGGCAUUCCCUCCACUCAAGUACAUCAUGUACACACCGUCGUUCCAUUCAUUACACCACACUCAAUUUCGGACGAAUUACUCUCUAUUCAUGCCUUUCUACGACUACGUCUAUGGCACAAUGGAUCAAUCCUCGGAUUUGUUGUACGAGAAGUCUCUAGUAAGAAAAGAGGAGUCGCCCGACUUGGUACACUUGACUCAUCUAACUACGCCUAAUUCGAUAUACUAUCUUCGAUUAGGAUUCGCCUACUUGGCUUCCGAGCCACACAAGUCCAAGUGGUACUUGUGGCUAAUGUCGCCUGUCACUUUAUGGUCGACGGCCAUCACUUUGAUCUAUGGCCGUACUUUCAUCGUUGAAAGGAAUCUCUUCAAACGUUUCAAAUUGCAAACAUGGGUUGUCCCCAAGUACACCGUUCAAUAUUUUAUGCAAUGGCAAAGGGAAUCAAUAAAUAAAAUGAUUGAGGAUGCGAUACUUGAAGCCGAGGAGAAAGGAGUUAAAGUGCUAAGCCUAGGGCUCUUGAAUCAGGCCGAGGAGCUCAAUAGAAAUGGUGAGUUGUUCAUAACAAGGCAUCCGAAGUUGAAAGUAAAACUAGUCAAUGGAAGUAGUUUAGCUGUUGCUAUUGUGUUAAAUAGCAUUCCGAAAGGAACAAGUCAAGUGCUACUUCGAGGCAAUCUAAAUAAGGUUGCUUAUUCGAUCGCCCUAACCCUAUGCCAAGAGGGAGUCGAGGUAUUCACUCUUCGCGAGGACGAGUAUAAGAAGCUCAAGUUGAGUUUUAAUAGCAAGGCCACAAAUAUAUUGGCCCUCUCUCAACAAAAUCUUCCCAAGGUAUGGUUGGUCGGAGAUGGACUAAGCGAUGAUGAUCAGUCGAAGGCAUCGAAAGGGACAAUAUUCAUCCCUUUUUCCCAAUUUCCUCCGAAGAAAGCGCGCAAAGAUUGUGUGUACAACUACACACCAUCAAUGUUGGCUCCGAAGCAUUUUGAGAAUGUCGACUCUUGUGAGAACUGGCUCCCGAGACGAGUGAUGAGUGCACAGCGAAUUGCGGGAAUACUGCAUGCUGUCGAAGAUUGGAGUGAACAUGAGUGUGGGAAUACGAUGUUCGACAUUAAUAAGAUAUGGCAAGCCAGCCUCGAGCAUGGUUUCCGUCCCCUGACAACAUCGUAUGCCUUGUCAGAACAGAAGUAUAGGAAUUAAUGUGAUCAUAUAUUCUUCAUCAGGUGAUUGCAGGGAUUAAUGCCAUAAAAUUUGUGUUUGUUUGAUGAGCUUAGAGAGACUAUGUAAGAGUGGUGGUUGCAUAUGUGCUUAUGUUGAAGACAUAAUAUUCAUCGAAUAAAAUUGACAA